CUCCCCCCCCACCCGCUCUUUGUUGUUUUUUUUAAAACAAAAAACAUUUUUGCCGUUCCCUCUCGUUUUUUUCCGUAAUUUUUCAGCUUUGUUUUCGUAAACUUUACUUUUUAUUUUAUUUUUUUCUAAUCUUUUUUUUUCAUUUUCUUAUUUUUUCAACUCUCUUAUUUUACUCUGUUGUUGUUAAUCUCUCCCCCCCUCCUCUCACUCUCUCUCGUCCUCUUCUUCCACAGCUGCUGACUCUGAACAUCCCAAACGAGCGGACGGUUGUGGAUCGAGCGCCAAAAAAAUAAGAGUUUCCCGUAGGAACCGUGAAAAAGCAAUGGCUUGUGCGGUGGCAACUGGCCCAACCCCAGUCAUCGCCUCCAUUACCCUGGAGCCCACUGGGGACUUCCCGGCAUGGCUGGAGACGCAGGGCGUGAACGCAGAGGUGGCCCGGGCCAUGGACUCGGAGCUGGGUAUCCGGGACUACGGGGUCCUGCGCGCCUGCGUCGGGGACGGCCUCGUGCGGGCCGAGCUGCUGGCCGCGGCGCGCGACCGCCUGCCCUUCGGCUUCUACGCCGUGCUGCGGCGGUUCGUGGCGGAGCUGUACUGGCUGGACGAGUCGGGGGCACCCUCGCGGCUGCUGCAGGCCGAGGCUGGCGGUGGCGUUUGUGGUGCUAGUGGAAAUAGCGGUGGUGGCAGUAGUCGUCGUCGUGGUGUUGACGAUGAACUGAAGGACAUAUUCGCGAAGAUGGUCACCGGCUUGAGUCGCGAACUGUCGCUCACGAUGCAGAGGCUGCACCAGGUGGAUGGUGGUGCCACUGGUGAUGCUGGUAAUGCUGGUGCCGAGGCAGGAGGCGAUGUUGGUGAUGGUGUUGGACAAGGUGGAGAUGGUGGACGUACAAGUGGAAUAUUGUGGGAGGCUGGGUCUUCACAGAGUUCGCCAACGCGGGACAGCGAGUACGCGAAUAGCACAGCUGUGAGUGACAUGCCUGGCGAGAACUUGUUGGCAGUCUCGUUCCACGAUCCACCCGUUAUAAUACAAGAUGAACACUCAAUCAAGCUGGAACAUGUAGAUGUAAGACAAGAUACACUCAUUCCAAUGCGAGAUGAACCCUCAAUUAAGCUGGAACCUGUAGAUGUCAAUCAAGGUCCCUCCAACUGUUUGCCCGUCUUGGAGGCCGUGGACUGCCCCGAUUUCUUCACCAUCACUGCCACCGCCUCCUCCAACCACAGCAGCCUCAGGAAGCGGAAAACAAAGAUGUUGGUGGGUGGCGCCAAUGACCUCAGUGGCGGGGCGACAGCCAGCGACGCGCAAGGCAGUGGCACUGGCGGUGCCACUACGACCCGACGCUGUGGGAAAGCCCGUCCUCACAAGUGCCCAUUGUGCCUGCGGCACUUCACAUCGGUCCACUUGCUAAUGGAGCACCUGCUGUCGCAGCACCAUUGGCAGCGGCAAAAGCAGCAGCGGCAAAAGCGGCAGGGGCAGCGGCAGGGGCAGCGGCAGGGGCUUCAGCGGCACCACUGCACGGUGUGCGGUCGCACAUUCCAGUCGUUGUUGGUAGCCACGCAGCACAUGAUGAAGCACCAGUGCGGCGAGAAGCUCUACCGCUGCUGCGCUUGCGGGCGUGGCUAUCGGCAGAUGGCAGGGCUGCGCUACCACAAUGGUCGCUGCCCUGGGGUGGCGAAAACGUAACUGACGUAUUGGCUGGGGAAAGUGGGUGUUGGGGUAGAUGGGGAUGGGCGAAGAGAGAGGAAUGUUGGAGGGAAGAGAGGAAAGGGAGAGCAGAGAUGUGUGGGAGAGGAGAGGAAGGUGUCUGUGUGGUGAGUUCUACGGAGAACGCACACUUUAUUCUGGAGGCACCACGUUUAUUAUGCGGCCCCAACAGGGCUACUACUUUUACGUUGCAACGGGUUAACUCGACCCCAACCGGGUCACUUCGUAACCGGGUCAGGAUGGUUACUUCUUUCUGACCCACGGAGCCUGAAAGAACAAUCUAAGACCGAAGGAGCAAAGAGACGUCGCACGGUGAGUUAACUCCUAGAGACGGCCUCAAUCGCUCCACCCCCAUCCCUCUUACCCUGUCGAGUAGGGGGCGUAGCCUCGCUCUGCCUCCGGCCACGCCCCCUUUUCGAUCUCUCCCGAAGGAACCAGAACCAGCGUCACGUGUCCCUCAAGGCCCCCUUUUCGGGCCCCCUUGCUACCCCAUGCCGUUCACGUGCCCUGUCUCUCCCUUCAACGGGACCAUGCCCUCUAGGGCCCGCUUCCCUGCCAUACUUCCGCCGGUGCCAGAGAGGUACGAGACAUAUGCAGUUACCUGCUCGUGAAGCUAGAUGGCGUACACGCCAUAGAGACUCUAUUUACAUCUCUACAUCUGGAUAGGGGAGGGAGGAGGAAAGAUGUGGGGAGAGGGGAUGGGGUUUUAUAGAGAGGACCAGGGGCUAUGGUGAGAUGGGAGGGAGCUGUGCAUGUGUGUACGCCUUUGUGUGUGUGCUUAUUUAGAGAGCGACGACCCGAGUUCGAUUCCCACUGACAAAUAUCUGACACAGUCCUGGGCCUCCCCUAGACCGACUCGGCCUUAAGUGAGUACUGCUUAAAGUGUGUAACUAUAACCAAUGGGGAGCCAAACGCAGCCAGGCAUUGUGCUAGUCUUAUCACCUUCUCGUGUGCCAUGUUGACCUUCAUAGGUGCUUGCCAACAGCACUUUCCCCAACAGCCUGCGUAGGUUGUACGGGGAUCUCGGAAGUCGCUCACUACAAAGUAUUUGGUCACAGGCACUUGUGUGGAAAUGAACGCUUAACGUGCCGAGUGAUGUUAUCCGGUAGGGUGAGGGGGCGUGAGGUCAGCACGCAAGAACCUGGCACAACCUGGCUCAACGCUGUGGGGAUGUGGGUGACGUCAUCGCCCACGCACGAGCAUUUGCCCAUGCACCAGGAAUCCAGCCAGGCAGCCAUGCAUCUAGCCAGCGACACUUUUUGUUCAAAUAUAAUUUGAUAAAGAAUACAAUUCACCAAGUCUGAAACUUAGACUGAAAUAAAAAUUAAAUUAAAGAUAUGUUCCUGACCAAACCUUUCUCUAUUUUUUUAAGUUGGAGUUGAGAAGUUUAAGAAUCAUUGCAGUACAUACCUGAAGACAUCCUGGUUGAACAUUUGGUAAUUAAAUGGUGGGCAAGGGUCUUGAGGACACCACAUGGGCCCUGGGUUCUCACACCUGAGCUUCCUGUGACUUACAUAAAAAAUCCAUUGUGAUAAUUUUUGUUCAUCACUUCCUUUGGCAAUUUUCUCGCUUCGAGAAUUAAAAAUAUUGACUGUCACGUGGGGAAUAUUUUUCUCUGUACAUGAAACCGAUGGGGAAGUGCUGCCCCCUGACGUGGAUAAGAGGUCACUUCAAGAGAUUUUUUUGGAGUAAAUACAGGCGGUUACCGCUUUUACGACAAUGCAUUCCUGGAAACCCGUUGUAAAUCGGAUCCUAUUUUGAAAACGAAUUUCUUAACUUUUUGUGUUUAGCACCAGUACAGUAGUUAAACAAUGGGACACCUUAGCUCUGCACAUUGCAAAGCCAGCAGUAUGCGUACUAUGGUUUAACUGAAGUCUGCUUUCAACUGCCCUAGGUUGACACACUCCCUUUAAGAGUGUGCUCCUAAUCUCAGCUCGUUACCUGUAUAAAAGACACCUGGGGGCCAGAAAUCUUUCUCAUUGAGAGGGGGUCAAAUACUUAUUUCCCUAAUUAAAAUGCAAAU
Molecule: messenger RNA, 3722 nt
Organism: Petromyzon marinus (sea lamprey)
Lineage: Eukaryota; Metazoa; Chordata; Hyperoartia; Petromyzontiformes; Petromyzontidae
Source: RefSeq, a predicted model, not a curated record